Messenger RNA from Panicum virgatum (switchgrass), 801 nucleotides. Its product is annotated as translation initiation factor IF-2-like. Lineage: Eukaryota; Viridiplantae; Streptophyta; Magnoliopsida; Poales; Poaceae. The record is from RefSeq and is a predicted model, not a curated record. The coding region runs from base 1 to 801 and encodes 266 amino acids. The transcript has 3 exons.
AUGUGCGGCCUCACGGAGGAGCGGACCGGCGUGGCCGUGCGGCGGAGUGAAGGAGAGGAGCGGGGACUUGGCGAACGGCCCAUGCGGCGGGCAACUACGGCCGCGCGGAGGAGUAGGGGCGGCGCCGCCGUCCCGGUCCGUGGCGGCGUCCCGGAGGAGCAGCCGAGGAGGCGCGGCGCGCCAGGCCAGUUCUUGGCGGCGGCUGCAUCCCGCUCGCCAUUACGGACGCAAGCGCGGCUGCCCGCCCCGCGUCCGCAUCAGCCGCAACAGAUUAUGCGGGUGGCCUUCGCGGCAGCCCGCGCGGUGACCGCGUGCCCGCUGCGCGAGCAACUUGCUAGUCGCCUGCCGCAGUUGUCAGCACGUAUAUGCUUCCUGGCUGUUGAUUGUCACAAACCAAAAAAAAAAACAAAACAAAAAAGCAUAUGUCGCCCUCCCCGGCCCACGGCGACGGGCGUGCCGGCCCCUGCAUAUGGCCGCGCGCGGCAGUGGCGGCUUGCUGGGCCGCACCCGCGCCCCGUCCCCGUCAACGUCGCUGCCGCUCCUGGCCGCGCGCGACGGCGGCUGGCCGGCUCGCCGGCCCGCACCCGGGCGUGCCCGCCCCUGCCGGCGCCUGGCCGCGGCUUGCCGGCCCGCAACCGCGCGCGCUUCCCGCGGCUCGCCGGCCCGCAGCAGCGCCCGCCCCCACCAGCGUGGCCGCGCCUCCUGGCCGCGCGCAGAGGCGGCGGCGGCUGGCUAGCUCGCCGGCCCGCGCCCGCCCCCACCGGCGCCUGGGCGCGGCUCGCCGCCCCCGCUUGCGCCUGA